This is a messenger RNA of Ictalurus punctatus (channel catfish), 1912 nucleotides long. It is a transcript of the gene cav4b, whose product is annotated as caveolin 4b. Bases 299 to 811 code for a protein of 170 amino acids. The record is from RefSeq and is a predicted model, not a curated record. Lineage: Eukaryota; Metazoa; Chordata; Actinopteri; Siluriformes; Ictaluridae. The transcript has 4 exons. Gene Ontology annotation, biological process: caveola assembly. Gene Ontology annotation, cellular component: caveola. Gene Ontology annotation, molecular function: molecular adaptor activity.
CAAAAAUAACCCCAUACUCCCCUUUCUAAUUCUUCACUGGGCACCAACACAUGCUCACACACACCACUUGAAUGAUACUCCUGCUAUAUGAUACAGGCGAGUGGUCAGGAAAAAAAAAAGUGAGGUCACAACUACAGGACUCCCUCAUCUCUUCUUCUGCAUUCUAGUUUAUACUAUAUUACAGACCAAGAUAUAUUUCAGACAUCUUAUCUGAUAACCAUAUUAUAAAGUAGAACCUGUUUCAGCAGAUAUAAAUUAUUGUACAGGAACAUACCAGGACUAAAUUGAAGUGGUCACCAUGAUGUCUGAUGACUACUUGGUGGACUGCAAAAUAGAUGAUGAUGACUAUGACGAGGAAGAGAUGAAGAUCCAGCCCACUCCAACUCCCCCAUCAGAGUUCUGCUCCAGCUCCCAAGUGUCCAAAAGCUAUGGUGAAACCAGAGACCCCUAUGGAGCCAACAACCACUUGAGGAUGGAGCUUAGUGAUGUUUUGGCCGAGCCAGCCUCGUCACACAGUUACGAACGUGUUUGGGUGUACAGUAGCAUUGGGUUUGAGUCAGCACGAAUCUGGAGUUACCGCUGCCUCACGGCACUGUUCGCAGUCCCCAUUUCCUGCCUCUCUGGUUGUCUUUUUGCACUGCUGGCCUGCUUACACAUCUGGUGUGUGAUGCCCUGUGUACAGGUGUGUCAUACCUGUUUGCCCUGUGUUAGGUCCCUGUGGAUGAGUGUGGUGAAUAUCUUCAUCAUGCCACUCUGCAUGUCUGCAGCUCACUGUUGUAGUGGAAUAUAUGUAUUAUUCUCUAAUGAAUGAGGCACGCAGUGAAAAAUGCACUCCAUAUAUCAGAACCAUCCUUUUUUAAAUUAAAGCAUACAGUACACACUUCAUUACAUUAAAAAAUGUAUUUCAAUAUUCAGUGCACUUAAAUACAUCUACGUUGGAGUUUAAUGAAUGGAAUAUAAACAAUGUUUAAAUAAACACUGGUCGCUGUGUGGCUUGAUAUGCCAAAUUUAAUCAACCAUAACAUAUAACAUAUUAACAUAUAACAAGAAUCUAGGUUUCGUCCAUCCAUUUUCCAUACUGCUUAUCCUACACAGGGUCCAUUGCAAUACACAAUCAUAGAGUGUCCUAUUGCACACACAUUCACACACUAUAGACAAUUUGGAAAUGCCCAGCAGCCUGGGCUUAAGAAGGAAGCCGUGGUACGCAGGGUGGGGGUAGGAUUUGAGCCCCCAACCCUGGAGGUGUGAGGCAAACAUGCUUACCACUAAGCCUCUGAGCCCCCCUCUAUUUUUCAUUUCAAUCCUUACACUUGGCUUGGCCUGAAGUUAGGAAGAAUUCAGUUCCCCUGUUUACAAUUCAGUUCCUCUGUUGGCCCGAAGUUCCGGAGAAUUCAGUUCCCCAGUGCCCAUGUGAGAAAUCAUGACAUUGUCUCCAGUAGCUGCAUUGAGCAGCCUGUGUAUGCUCAAUCACCAUGUUUUGCUUUAUAACAUUAUUAUUAUCUGUUCAUCAGGGUAAGGUAAAUUUUACAUUGCAUGUCAAAUAGUUUGUAAUUAAAUACAUGCUUUGAAGUAUAGAAUGUUUUGUUUUAGGUUUUAUCACUCAGUCGUAUGACGGAUAUACUGUAACUCUAGCUUUUGCUCUGUUUUCAGUAUCUCUGUGUAACUUAACUAGAGUUAAUGCACCAAGAUUAAUUAACCAAUAUAUACCUCAAUUAGGACUGUAAAUGCCUAGUUUAUCAGACAUUUUGUUGUUUGGAUAGUAGGUAAUUUAUUUUGUAUUAUUAUUAUUAUUAUUAUUAUUAUUAUUAUUAUUAUUAUUGCUGUUGUUGUUGUUGUUGUUGUUGUGUUUUUGUAUCAUGUAUGUCACACAACCUGACAUUGACUACAUAAAUAAACUAUAUUGCAUGGCUUA